UACAAUGUACAAACUCCAUAAUUAAUCUUGUUAGAUCGAAUAAGCAAAUUAAACCCAACUCUCUCAAAUUUGAUAUACAUUCAUAUAUUUAUGUGUGUAACUACAAUGACGACUGAAAUUAUCAACAAAUGGAACUCCACAACCUUCGACAAACUCUUCAUUUUCGACACUACUAAUCGCAACGAAAUCGUUCCUUACUUACAAGCCAUAGACGAAAUCCAACAAAAAUUAUUAGUAUCGUCAAAUGACCAAAUGACAUCCAAAUCUCAUCUUGUUCCAAUCAUCGUAUCUAGACUAACUAAAGAGUUUCACAACAUUUUAAAAGUCAACUCAAAGUCAACCCCUUCAUCCUUAAACAACAACCCAAACUUAAACACCCAAUCAACCACAAUGACAGACAGUGCCGCCAGUAACUAUGAAGUGUACGAUGAUGACGUGUACGUGAGCCGCGAGACGAUGAUGAAAAAUGAGUGUGUUGUUGAUCUUAGAAACAUUGUUACAAGAAUGCAUGCUUUUGGUUUUGUUAAAGAUUGUUUAAAAGUGUAUGUUAACGAACGAAAGCUUGUUAUCGAUAACGAGUUUGAACGUAUGAAAGUCGAGAAGUUGAGUGAGUAUAGUGCUAAGAGAUUGGAAUGGGGGGUGUUGGAAAUGAAGAUUGAGAUUUGGAUCAAAACCAUGAAAAUUUGUUUCAACUAUUGCUUUGAGUACGAGAAGCGGUUAUGUGAAUUGAUAUUUCAUGAUCUUGGAGAGGACAGUAGUUUGGUUGAUGAUUGUUUUAUGGAUGUGAUUAUGGAUUAUAUGAAGCUAUUGUUGGACAAUGCUGAAGCAUUAAGUAGUAUUCGUGUUGCACCUGAAAGGCUUUUUAAGAUAUUGGAUGUUUAUGAUACGUUGUGUAGCGCAAGGCCUUUGAUGAAUAACUUUUUUAAUAGGCAAGGUUGGGAGGUUUUAGGAAGUCGAGCAGAGAAUGAGAUUGUUCCUAAACUUGGUGAUAAAGUGAGGGAAAUUUUGUUUAAGUUUGAGAAUUCGGUGGUUAAAGAGAAGUCUUCGUUUGUUUGUAAGGAACCGGUUCAUCAGUUGGCCAAGUAUGUGAUGCAUAACGUUUACAAGUUAUGUGACUAUAAAGAUACUUUGACGGGGAUAGCUCUAUCUGAUCUUCCGUCUAUGGAUGCUGUAGAAAUGAGGUCUGAAAGUUUGGUAUUGGAAGGGGGAAACGGGUUUUCUGUCCAUAUAGUUUGGAUAGUAUUGAGUUUGAUAUCGAAUUUGGAGGUUAAAGCAAGUCUAAUUAAAGAUCCCCUGGUUAGUCGCUUCUUUCUUAUGAACAACUUUCGUUAUAUCAGUCAGAAGGUCCAGGGACGGCCAGAAAUGAGGGAAAGGGUUGGAGAUGAGAAUAUGAACAAGUUAAUUCAGAAGUUUCAAAGGGCAAGGGAUGAUUAUUUGAAAUUAAGUUUGGAGGCAGUGUUGAGGUGCUUAAGAGAUGAGGGAUUGAACAAUACAAGGCGUUUACCUCAAAGGGUUUCGAAAUUGACAGAGAGACUAAAGAAAUUCAAUGCUGAGUUUGAGAAACUUCAAAAGGAUCAUAGAAAAUCGGUUGUUGCUGAUUUUGAACUUAUGGUAGAGCUUCGUAAAUCAAUUGUUGAGAUGGUUGUUGUUGCUUAUACUAACUUUCUUCGUCAUACAGAGAAUAUACCUCGUCUGCAGACAUAUAUUAAGUCUUCAGCUGAAGAGAUUGAAUCUGUCAUCCAAGAAUUCUUCGUUUACAACCCAACCCGGUGACUAUUUGUUGUUACUGGUUUUUAACAAAUAUUUGAUUUGUUUUAUGUUUAUAUCAAGUAUUUGUUAUAAUGAGGUAAUCUUAUAUAGAAAUUGAUUGUCUUCAAGUUGUGUAAUCUUGUAUAGAAAUUAAUUGUCUUCAAGUUAUGUCAUUUCAGCCAGGGUUACAUAGUUCUGUGACCUUGUCUCUGAUGUACUAUUCUAUUCCAAUAAUAAAUGGACCAUCAGUUCAUUGCAAGCUCCAAAGAUGACACAAGCUGUUU
Molecule: messenger RNA, 2033 nt
Organism: Erigeron canadensis
Lineage: Eukaryota; Viridiplantae; Streptophyta; Magnoliopsida; Asterales; Asteraceae
Product: exocyst complex component EXO70B1-like
Exons: 1
Coding region: 91-1773 (560 amino acids)
Biological process (GO): exocytosis
Cellular component (GO): exocyst
Molecular function (GO): phosphatidylinositol-4,5-bisphosphate binding
Source: RefSeq, a predicted model, not a curated record